UCGGCAUCUUCAGUCAUGGCCUCUCUCUUUCAUCUCUUUCUCUACAUCACCCUUCUUCACACCUCCAUCAAUGGAUUCGAUGGCCAUUCCAUUAAACCACCUAUCACUGCACGUCCUUAUUUCAGUUGCGGCGGCGGCGGCGUCUUCCGCUACCCAUUUUGGCACCAAGAUCAACCGUCGGAGCACUGUGGAUACCCGGGCUUCGGGAUCUCCUGCGGUGGCGAUGGCGGUGGCCCUGUUCUCCGCCUCUCCGGCGAUGCCUACAGCAUCAUGAAGAUCAAUUACUCUGAAAAUACGCUUACCCUCCGCUACGUCGAUAUAAACAAUGGGAGUUGUCCCCGGGCACCUCAUGGUGUUACAUUGGACAACUCUUCCGCUUUCAGCUACACUGCACGUAAUAACAUGCUGCGUUUCUUCUAUAACUGCACGCUUUAUCCACCUUCACUGCCGUCUAUGGAGUGUCUUCGGCAUGGGACGAAGCGCUCUUAUGUGUUUAUGGUGGGAGCAGUGCCGGAGUUCGACUGGAGUGGGUACUGUGAAACGACUGCGACUGUGCCGGUGAUUGAGAAGUCGGUUGGUGGAGAUUUGGUUGAUGAUUUUGGUAGAGGCAUACGAGAAGGGUUCGAGCUAACGUGGAGGUCUGACGGUGGUUGUCGUUCGUGUGAAGACAGUGGCGGAUUCUGUGGAUACGGCGGUGGCGAUCUUCACCGGAAUUUCUUCUGCGUUUGCUCCGGCGGCCGCCGUUCAUCUAACUGUCACGAUAACGGUGUGGUUCCAAUCAAUAUUCUCCAGCCAAAUUUCGCUGCCAUUGGCACAGUGGUGUUUGGAGGUUUAAUGGUAGCAGCAACAUUUUUUUAUUUCAUCCAGAGAAGGAAAAUUGGCUUAUACAAACCAGUUGGUCCUGUCAAAUAGAACAAUCUUCUCAAUUGACAUGUAAUUUGAUGAAGGGCCAUAGACUUGAACCAUGUCUAAUUUAGUAAUUUCUGAUUAAGUCACUUUGUAAUUUGAUAAAAGUUUGUGAAAUAUGUUCAUAAAUUCCAAGGAAAUGAUUUUAUUUUUAUCA
This is a messenger RNA of Vitis riparia (riverbank grape), 1063 nucleotides long. RefSeq names its product LEAF RUST 10 DISEASE-RESISTANCE LOCUS RECEPTOR-LIKE PROTEIN KINASE-like 1.2. Gene Ontology annotation, molecular function: polysaccharide binding. The coding region runs from base 16 to 912 and encodes 298 amino acids. The transcript is spliced from 3 exons. Lineage: Eukaryota; Viridiplantae; Streptophyta; Magnoliopsida; Vitales; Vitaceae. The record is from RefSeq and is a predicted model, not a curated record.